AUGCAAGUACAAGAAGAUGGAGACUUCAUCCCCUUUGCCAAGUGUUCCAGAGUGGUCAGCCGAUCUCCACCCCUCAGCUUGCCUUCCCAGAGCCUCAGGAUGACGCCUCAGCGUUAUGGAGAUGUCUUUUGGGAGAACCUUAGUCAAAGGCCCAGCCCCAUCUGGACAGAGGAACAGUACAUUCCACACACGCAGAGAGCCACUGGUUACUCCCAGAUUGGCCUAUACCCUCCUGAGGGGCUCCCACCCCCUGAGUUGCUUUGCAGAAGAAAGAGAAGGAAGCCACGUUUUGCAGGAGUGCAGCAGGGACCUGGGGGUAUUCCAGCCCGGGUAAGGGCUGUUGCUUAUCACCUGGAGGAUCUACGGAAGCGCCAGGGAAUCAUUGAUGAACUGAAGAAGGCUCAGUGGGGCAACUCUGGGACCCCCUCUGAGCCCCUGGUGCUUGGUGAGGAGGGCCCACGAGUCCCCGACAUCACUGAAUCCACUGACCUGAAAGGAGAGAGGGCAGCCUGCCUACAGGAAGACGACCAUUUCCUCACUAGUGGCAGGGCCCAGCUGCUUUGGUCUCCCUGGAGUCCCCUGAGCCAGGAGUCGUCUUGCCUCAGGGGUCAGAGCUUCCAGGCCUCCUAUAACAGUGUCACAGCCAGCAGGAGGCCCCUUUCCGGUCCCUGGGGGAUGGAAUUUGAAUCUGAGGAGAUCCAGCUAAAACAAAGUCUGGACGGGACGGGCCGCCCCAGUUCACGAAGAGCUGUCCAGUCUAACAUUCCUCGCCAGCCCUUCAACUUCCAGCACCUGACACCACCCCGUCCGGAGUCCGGCAGUCGGCCGAGCUUCCGUCUUCGGGACCCCGGAAUCCUGCCCUCAGCACUGUUGCCCUUUUAG
Molecule: messenger RNA, 882 nt
Organism: Chrysochloris asiatica (Cape golden mole)
Lineage: Eukaryota; Metazoa; Chordata; Mammalia; Afrosoricida; Chrysochloridae
Gene: INCA1
Product: inhibitor of CDK, cyclin A1 interacting protein 1
Exons: 7
Coding region: 1-882 (293 amino acids)
Biological process (GO): negative regulation of cell population proliferation; negative regulation of cyclin-dependent protein serine/threonine kinase activity
Cellular component (GO): cytoplasm
Molecular function (GO): cyclin-dependent protein serine/threonine kinase inhibitor activity; cyclin binding
Source: RefSeq, a predicted model, not a curated record